Bombina bombina (fire-bellied toad) is the source of this 7576-nucleotide messenger RNA. RefSeq names its product chitobiase (gene CTBS). Gene Ontology annotation, cellular component: extracellular region. Lineage: Eukaryota; Metazoa; Chordata; Amphibia; Anura; Bombinatoridae. Gene Ontology annotation, molecular function: chitinase activity; chitin binding. Bases 44 to 1138 code for a protein of 364 amino acids. The transcript is spliced from 7 exons. Gene Ontology annotation, biological process: chitin catabolic process; carbohydrate metabolic process. The record is from RefSeq and is a predicted model, not a curated record.
CAGUCAGUCAGUGCUUGCAGAUUGCUACUGAUCUUCAGUCACUAUGUGGGCUGCUUCAGGCUGCUGGGGGGGCUUCUGUCUGCUGCUGUUUGCUGUCCUGUCCCCCUCUUUAGCUGUCUGCCCCUGUGAGGACCCGGCACUCUGUGAACCAAUUAAAGACACCAGGGAUUUUGAGGUUUAUGUAUUCCAUAGUGGAGGAAAACAUUGGAAGUCCUUUGAUUGGACACAGAUUACUACAAUUGCCUUAUUUGCAAAGUUUAACCCUGAACUCUUAUGCUUUGCCCAUUCAAAAGGAGUAAGAGUUGUAUUAAAAGGUGAUGUGCCCGUUAAGGAUAUAGUGGACCCUAAUGUUAGAGCUGCUUGGAUUGCAAAUAUGGUGAAGUUGGCUAAGGAACAAUAUAUGGACGGAAUCAACCUGGACAUAGAACAGAUAGUACUACAUAAUACCUCUGAGUACUAUGCUCUAACUGAUCUAGUUAAAGAAACCGCAGAGUCUUUCCACAAAGAAAUCCCUGGAUCACAGGUAACCUUUGAUGUCUCUUGGUCUCCUAAAUGCAUAGACCUUAGGUGCUACAACUACACUGGAAUAGCUCACUUUUCUGACUUUCUGUUUGUCAUGUCCUAUGAUGAGCAGUCACAGAUAUGGACAGAGUGUGUUGCUGGCGCUAAUGCCCCCUACAAUCAAACUUUAACAGGUUACAAUCAAUUUAUUAACUUAGACAUUGACCCCAAAAAGCUUGUAAUGGGGGUUCCCUGGUAUGGCUACGACUAUGUAUGCCUGAACUUAUCACAGAAUAACACGUGCAACAUUAAGAGUGUCCCAUUCAGGGGAGCGCCUUGCAGUGACGCUGCAGGUCGCCAGGUGCCGUACCGAGUGAUUAUGAAACAGGUGAACAGUUCUGUCACUGGGAGGUUAUGGGAUGAAACGCAGAAGGCUUCAUUUUACAACUACAAGGAUAAACUAGGAUUCCAUCAGGUUUGGUAUGAUGACCCUGAGAGUAUUUCACUGAAGGUCCAAUACGUGAAGAGUCGUGGUCUACGAGGCGUUGGCAUGUGGAAUGGAGAUCAUCUGGAUUAUUCUGUUGAUCCAGUAGCACAGCAGCAAACAAAAGAUAUGUGGAAUGCAUUGAGACCAUGAUAAUGGAAUUAGUUGCUUUAGUGCCAGCGUUUUGUGCCUUACUGGUGCUUAUAGGGACAGUAAACAUAAAAAUCAAUGUUGCAUAAUACUGCACUAUGGAUUAUGGAACAUUAACCUAACAGCUGUGGAAAAAUAAAAAAAAACAUAAUUUAUGUAAGAAUUUACAAGAUAAAUUCAUUUCUUUCAUAUUGGCAAGAAUCCAUGAGCUAGUGACGUAUAGGAUAUACAAUCCUACCAGGAGGGGCAAAGUUUCCCAAACCUCAAAAUACCUAUAAAUAUACCCCUCACCACACCCACAAUUCAGUUUAAGGGAUAGCCAAGUAGUGGGGUGAUAAAGAAAGGAGUAAAAAGCAUAAACAAAGGAAUUUGGAAAUAAUUGUGCUUUAUACAAAUCAUAACCACCAUAAAAAGGGUGGGCCUCAUGGACUCUUGCCAAUAUGAAAGAAAUUAAUUUAUCUUGUAAAUUCUUACAUAAAUUAUGUUUUCUUUCAUGUAAUUGGCAAGAGUUCAUGAGCUAGUGACGUAUGGGAUAUCAAUAGUCAAGAUGUGGAACUCCACGCAAGAGUCACUAGAGAGGGAGGGAUAAAAAUAAACAAGUCAUUUUCCGCUGAAAAAAUAAUUCACAACCCAAAAUAUAAAUUUAUUCUUCAAAUGACAAGAAAAACUUAAAACAUCAGCAGAUGAAUCAAACUGAAACAGCUGCCUGAAGAACUUUUCUACCAAAAACUGCUUCUGAAGAAGCAAAUACAACAAAACGGUAGAAUUUAGUAAAUGAAUGUAAAGAAGACCAAGUUGCCGCUUGCAAAUUUGAUCAACUGAAGCUUCAUUCUUAAAAGCCCACGAAGUGGAGACUGAUCUAGUAGAAUGAGCUGUAAUUCUCUAAGGCGGUACCUGACCCGACUCCAAUAAGCUUGAAGAAUCAAAAGCUUUAACCAAGAAGCCAAGGAAAUAGCAAAAGCCUUCUGACCUUCCUAGGACCAGAAAAUAUAACAAAUAGACUAGAAGUCUUCCUGAAAUCUUUAGUAGCUUCAAAAUAAUAUUUCAAAGCUCUCACCACAUCCAAAGAAUGUAAGGAUCUUUCCAAAGAAUUCUUAGGAUUAGGACACAAGAAAGGGACAACAAUUUCUCUACUAAUGUUGUUAGAAUUCACAACUUCAGGAAAAAAUGUAAAUGAAGUCCGCAAAACCGCCUUAUCCUGAUGAAAAAUCAGAAAAGGAGAUUCACAGGAAAGAGCAGAUAGCUCAGAAACUCUUCUAGCAGAAGAGAUGGCCAAAAGGAACAACACUUUCCAAGAAAGUAGUUAAAUGUCCAAAGAAUGCAUAGGCUCAAAAUGGAGGAACCUGUAAAGGCCUCAAAACCAAAUUAAGACUCCAAGGAGGAGAGAUUGAUUAAUGACAGGCUUAAUAUGAACUAAAGCCUGUACAAAACAGUAAAUAUCAGGAAGUUUAGCAAUUUUUCUGUGAAAUAAAACAGAAAAAACUAAGAUUUUUCCCUUCAAGGAACUUGCAGACAAACCCUUAUCCAAACCAUCCUGAAGAAACUGUAAAAUUCUUACAAUUCUAAAGGAAUGCCAAGAAAAUUCAUAAGAAGAACACCAAGAAAUGUAAGUCUUCCAAACUAGAUAAUCUUUCUAGAGACAGAUUUACGAGCUUAUAACAUAGUAUUAAUCACUGAGUCAGAGAAACCUCUAUGAUUUAACACUAAUCCAUCAAUUUCCAUACCUUCAAAUUUAAUGAUUUGAGAACCUGAUGAAAAAACGGACCUUGAAACAGUAGGUCUGGCCUGUUGGCAACUGGACAUCUGAACAAGACCUGCAUACCAAAACCUGUGAGGCCAUGUUGGAGCCACCAGCAACACAAACGAUUGUUCCAUGAUUAUUUUGGAGAUCACUCUUGGAAGAAGAACUAGAGGCGGGAAAAUAAAAGCAGGUUGAAAACACCAAAGAAGUGUCAGUGCACCCACUGCUUCCGCCUGAAAAUCCCUGGACAGGCAUCUGGGUAGUCUCCUGUUUAGAUGAGAGGCCAUCCGAUCUAUCUCUAGAAGACCCCAUAUCUGAACAAUCUGAGAAAACACAUCUAGAUGGAGGGACCACCCCCUGGAUGUAAAGUCUGAAGGUUGAGAUAAUCUGCCUCCCAAUGUCUAUACCUGGCAAAUACACCACAGAAAUUAGACAGGAGCUGGAUUCCGCCCAAGCAAGUAUCCGAGAUACUUCUUCAUAGCUUGUGGACUGUGAGUCCUACGCUGGUGAUUGACAAAUGCCACUGUUUGUGAUAUUGUCUGUCUAAAAACAAAUGAACAGUUCUCUCUUCAACAGAGGCCAAAAACUGAAGAGCUCUGAGAAUUGCACGGAGUUCUAAAAUAUUGAUUGGUAAUCUCACCUCUUGAGAUUUCCAAAACCCCUUGUGCUGUCAGAGAUCCCCAAACAGCUCCCCAACCUGAAAGACUUGCAUCUGAAGUGAACAUAGUCCAGGUUAGCCGAACAAAAGAAGACCCUUGAACUAAACGCUGGUGAUUUAACCACCACGUCAGAGAGAGUCAAACAUUGGGAUUUAAGGAUAUUAAUUGUGAUAUCUUUGAAUAAUCCCUGCACCAUGGAUUCAGCAAACAAAGCUAGAGAGGUCUCAUGUGAAAAUGAGCAAAGGGAAUCGCGUCAGAUGCUGCAGUCAUGAGACUAAAAAUUUCCAUGCACAUAACUACUGAAGGGAAUGACUGAGACUGAAGGUGCCGACAGGCUGCAACCAAUUUCAAACGUCUCUUGUCUGUUAGAUUCAGUGUCCAUGACUCUGUCUAUAUCUGGAAACCUAAAAAGGUGACCCUUGUCUGAGGAAUCAAGAAACUUUUGGUAAAUUGAUCCUCCAACCAUGUUUCCGAGGAAACAACACUAGUUGAUUUGUGAGAGAUUCUGCAGAAUGUAAAGACGAGCUAGUACCAAGAUAUCAUCCAAAUAAGGAAACGCUGCAAUACCCUGCCCUCUAGUUUCCAUAAAGCAGGGCACCUAGAACGUUUAAAAAGAUUAUUUGAGCGGUUGCUAAUCCAAAUGGAAGAGCAAUGAAUUGGUAAUGCUUGUCUAGAAAAGAGAAACUGAAAAUGAACUGAAUGAAUCAGAAUAUGAAGGUAUACAUCCUACAAGUCCAUUGAGGACAUACAAUGUUCUUGCUGAACAAAGGCAGAAUAGUCCUGAAAGUCACCAUUUGAAAGAUGGUACUCUUACAUAACAAUUCAAAAUUUUCAGAUCUAAAAAUUGGUCUGAAUGAAAUUUCCUUCUUUGGGACCAAUGAAUUGAUUUGAAUAAAACUCCAGACCCUGUUCCUGAAAAGGAACUGGCAUGACUAACCCUGAAACUCCAGGACUGAAACACACUUCAGUAAAGCCUGAGCUUAACUGGAUUUGCUAAGAUACGUGAGAGAAAAAAAUCUUCUCAUAGAAGAACUUACUCAGAAUCUUAUUCGAUACCCUUGAGACACAAUACAGAAUUUAUCCAAACAUCCUUGGAAAAAAAAACUUAAUCUGCCCUCUACCAGCUGAGCUGGAAUGAAAGUCGCACCUUCAUGCGGACUUAGGGGCUGGCUUUUUGUUUCUUAAAUGGCUUGGAAUUACUCCAUUUAAUGAAGGUUUCCAAAUGGAAUCAGAUGCCAUAGGGAAGGAAUAGGUUUUUGUUCCUUAAUUGACAAAAAGAACGAAAAUGAUUAGGAGCUUUAUAUUUACCUUUAGGUCUCUUAUUACCUUGGAAAGAAAGAGAUAGCAAUCUAGACUUAAAAAGUCAUAUCAGCAUUCCAAGAAUAAAGCCACAAAACUCUUCUAGCUAAAAAAUGGCUAAAGACAUAGAUCUAACAUCAAUCUUGAUGAUAUAAAAAUGGCAUCAGAACUGAUUAGUAUGUUGCAGUAAGCGAACAAUGCUAGAUAAAUCAGAAUCCAAUUCUUGUUGCGCUAAUUCUCCAACCAAAAAGUUGAUGCAGCUGCAACAUCAGCCAAAGAAAUUGCAGGCCUGAGACGACCUGAAUAUAAAUAAGCUUUCCUUACAAAAGAUUCAAGUUUCCCAUCUAAAGGAACUUAAGUACUAUCUUCCAUAGGAAUAGAGGUACGUUCAGCAAGAGUAGAAAUAGCCCCAUCAACUUGAGGAUCUUUUCCCAAACUCUAUAUUAAUUGCUGGAAAAGGAUACAAUUUUUUUAAAACCCUGAAGAAGGGAAAAAAAAGAAGUACCCAGCUUAUUCCAUUCCUUAUAAAUCAUAUCAGAAAUAGCAUCAGGAAUAGGAAAAAAAAACCUCUGGAGUAACCCCACGGAAGGUUUAAAUACAGAAUUUACUAGUUCUAAUAUCAAGAGGACUAGUUUCCACAAUAUUCGUUCUAACAAAGAACCAAAAAUACUUUAUUUAAAAUAAAUAAGUAGGUUUGUUAGUGUCAAUAUCUGAGGAAGGAUCUUAUGAAUCAGAUAGAUCCUCAUCAGAGGAGGAUAAUUCAUUUAUGUAGUCGGUCAUUUGAAAUUUCAUCAGCCUUAUGAGAAGUUUUAAAAGACUUUAUAAUAAUUAGAAGGCAGAAUAGCAGACAAAGCCUUCUGAACAGAAUCGGUAACAAAUCUUUAAAUUUCAUAGGUAUAAUGUACUUUAAAAGUUGAAGGAACAACAGGCAAUGUACCAUUUACUGAUGGACACAAUAUCUGCAUGUAAAAGUUUAUCAUGAUAACCAAUACAAAUGACAUUCGGAAAUAUAAUGCCCUUAGCUUUAGUAGAACCGACAUCAGGCAGCAAAGUUCCAACAGAUACUUCUGAAGCAGGAUCAGAUUGAGACAUCUUGCAAAAUGUAAAAUUAAAAAACAACAUAUAAAGCAAAAUUGUCAAUUUCCUUAUAUGACAGUUUCAGGAAUGGGGAAAAAAUGCAAUAGCAUAGCCGUCUGACAUAGAAAAAGGCAAGAGGCAAAUAGCAAUGGGGUAUUAAAAUAAUGAAAAAAAUCUGGCGCCAAGUAUGAUGCACAACAUAACUGAAAUUUUUUUGGCGCCAACAACAUUCAGAAAUGACACACGCGUCACUAACGACGCAACCCUGUGUAAGGAACUCAGCGGAGUCAGCGUCGACUACGACGCUGGAAAUGACGAACUUGCGUCAACAGACGUACCUUCGCGACAAAGAAUUCUCGUGCCAAGAAUGACGCAAUAAAGUCUAGCAUUUGGCGCACCCGCGGGCCUAAUCCAGCCCGCAAUUUGCAAGAAAAAUGUAGUCAAUUUGAAAAAAAGACUAAACCCCAGGUAAGAAAAAAUAUUUCUUAAUAUGUUAAUCUUCCCCAAAUAUGAAACUGACAGUCUGCAAAAGGAAAUACAUCAACCUGACUCAUGGCAAAUAUAAGUACAAUACAUAUAUUUAGAACUUUAUACAAAUGCAUAAAGUGCCAAACCAUAGCUGAGAGUGUCUUAAAUAAUAAAAACAUACUUACCGAAAGUCACCCAUCCACAUAUAGCAUAUAGCCAAACCAGUACUGAAACAGUUAUCAGUAGAGGUAAUGGUAUAUGUGAGUAUAUCGUCGAUCUGAAAAGGGAGGUAGGAGAUGAAUUUCUACGACCGAUAACAGAGAACCUAUGAAAUAGACCCCCGUUAGGAAAAAUCAUUGCAUUCAUGCAAUAGGUGAUACUCUCUUCACGUCCCUCUGACAUUCGUUGUACUCUGAGAGGAAUCGGGCUUCAAAAUACUGAGAAGCGCAUGUCAACGUAGAAAUCUUAGCACAAACUUACUUCACCACCUCCAUAGGAGGCAAAGUUUGUAAAACUGAAUUGUGGGUGUGGUGAGGGGUGUAUUUCUAGGCAUUUUGAGGUUUGGGAAACUUUGCCCCUCCUGGUAGGAUUGUAUAUCCCAUACGUCACUAGCUCAUGGACUCUUGCCAAUUACAUGAAAGUAAAGGGAUUUUAAAGAUUUACCUCUCCCCCCCCCCCCCACCAAAAAAAAAACAAAACAAAAAAAAACUGUACUUUCUUUACUGUCCUUUUUAGUCUCUUCUGCUUCUGUGUUUUUUGUUGUGUGGUUGUUUUUUUUUGUUGCUGUUUUUCUUCAUGGGUGCACUGUCUAAUAACAGCUCGCCAGAUUGAGGGUAAAGCAGCCAACAAUUUUACACAACGUAGGAGUGCACUACGUUUAGUUCAAUAUCUAAUCACAGCACGGGGCAGAAGAGACUGGAGAGAAAGAUAAGGUAAGUACAGGUUUUUGUUUUUUUUGGUGGGGGGAAAUCACUAGGUUCAUCUUACAUAAUUCUGCACAUUCCUACGUUUUACUGUCCCUUUUUAAGACUCCAGUAACUCAACCACACAUUUUGUCUACCAAUGGCACCUUUAAAUAGACAGACAAGGGAAUUUUUAAACAUAUUUCCGUAUUCGUUCUAUUAUAUAUAUAUAUAUUUUUUUUCUCUUUGUAUUUUUUUGUAAAAAAUACCUGAAUAAUGGAAGAAAAUGUUUGGA